AUGUCUGAUAAACCUUCUACUCCUGAUCCCGCCACUGGCGAAGGCCACAAUACUAGGAGAUCAUCGUUGAAGUCGGCGUCCACGCCAGCUACGCCAGAGCGACCAUCUGUCACAUUUGCAAAUCCGCUGCAACCGCAAUCACCAGGUUCUGUUGGGUCAGCCAAAUCUGGAGCUUCAAAUGUCACGUAUAAAUCCAGAAUCUACCCCGUCGAGCUUGAGAUGAGAGGCAUAAUCGAAUCAAAGGAUAGCCCGCCUUGGUUAGACCGAAUGACCAAGGUACUCGAGAGGCGUAAAGGCACCACAGCCCUCCACGCAGAUACUAUCGCAUCCUUUUUAGAAUGUUUACGCGUCCCGGGCAAUGAAGCAACAAUCCAAACGGUCGUGGUGCCCCCUCUCAUGAAACUAGCUGUAAUCAUGACAAAUCCAAGUACACAUGCUGCUGUGGAGGCCCAAUUUGUGAGCGAGUGUCGCCUCCCCUUACCCUCCUCCGAUGCUCAAGGCAUAUCAAUCAAAAACAUACCGCCCCCGUACCCGGAUAUCACUGUUGGCCUCCGAAGGGAAAACUUCUACCGGUACAAAUUGGCGCUUUACGACCUUGGCGACGUCGCUGCACCCAUUAGCUGUACUACAGAUAUGCUUUUUCCAUGUUUCACCCUCGAGGUAAAAGGAGAUGUUGGUUAUACGGAUGCCCAGCACCAGAACAGACACAAUGCCGCAGUCAUGUUAUUCCACCUCCGCCAGUUGUCAACGCGCGCUAGGGGUGAGGAAGUUACAAGGCAAUCUUUCGAUAACGCUGCCCGCGUUCUUUCGGCAAUCGUCAGCCAGGGCUCAAUCACAAUCUCCGCUCACUGGACGACUUCUUCUCAAGGCUCUGACAAUAUCUCCUUUCUUUCUCAUCUGCUCAAGUCUAUUGACACUAGCGUUCUCACGCACGAACAAUGGAACGAAGUGUCCAGGUGGCUUCAGAACGCUGUCAACUUUGUUGUCAAAGAAACCCAAGAACAACUUGAGCGUGACCUCAGGUCCAUUAAUGAUGAGAUCCUGAAGCGAGGUGAGCAGACUACCAGCAGUACCUCUGCUUCCUCUACUCGCAAACGUCGCCGCGAGGAAAUCGAGGACUAA
Messenger RNA from Penicillium bovifimosum, 1122 nucleotides. RefSeq lists its product as uncharacterized. The transcript has a single exon. The coding region runs from base 1 to 1122 and encodes 373 amino acids. NCBI's taxonomy places the organism in Eukaryota, Fungi, Ascomycota, Eurotiomycetes, Eurotiales, Aspergillaceae. The record is from RefSeq and is a predicted model, not a curated record.